Meriones unguiculatus (Mongolian gerbil) is the source of this 6155-nucleotide messenger RNA. It is a transcript of the gene Ccnd2, whose product is annotated as cyclin D2. Bases 240 to 1106 code for a protein of 288 amino acids. Lineage: Eukaryota; Metazoa; Chordata; Mammalia; Rodentia; Muridae. Gene Ontology annotation, molecular function: cyclin-dependent protein serine/threonine kinase regulator activity. Gene Ontology annotation, biological process: mitotic cell cycle phase transition; regulation of cyclin-dependent protein serine/threonine kinase activity; positive regulation of G1/S transition of mitotic cell cycle. The transcript is spliced from 5 exons. The record is from RefSeq and is a predicted model, not a curated record. Gene Ontology annotation, cellular component: cyclin-dependent protein kinase holoenzyme complex; cytoplasm; nucleus.
CACGGCUGCCUCAGAGAGUGGAGAGCGAGCGAGCUGGGCAGAGCCGAGCAGUUGGGAGGGAAGGACCGGUGCGAGUCAGGUAGCCCCCGAGGCUCCGCUCGCCCCACCUUCCACUCUCCCUUUCUCUCUCUCUUCGCCUCUUCCUCCCCCCGUUGAGCCAAAGGAAGGAGGUAAAGGGAACCCCCCUUCCAAAAAUAAAAUAAAACUUCCACAGUCGGGCCCGAGGGGUCACCGUGGCCAUGGAGCUGCUGUGCUGCGAGGUGGACCCGGUCCGCAGGGCCGUCCCGGACCGCAACCUGCUGGAAGACCGCGUCCUGCAGAACCUGCUGACCGUCGAGGAGCGCUACCUCCCGCAGUGCUCCUACUUCAAGUGCGUGCAGAAGGACAUCCAGCCGUACAUGCGCAGGAUGGUGGCCACCUGGAUGCUGGAGGUCUGUGAGGAACAGAAGUGUGAAGAGGAAGUCUUUCCUUUGGCCAUGAAUUACCUGGACCGUUUCUUGGCUGGAGUCCCGACCCCGAAGACCCAUCUCCAGCUGCUGGGCGCUGUGUGCAUGUUCCUAGCCUCCAAGCUCAAAGAGACCAUCCCACUGACCGCCGAGAAGCUGUGCAUUUACACCGACAACUCUGUGAAGCCCCAGGAGCUGCUGGAGUGGGAGCUGGUGGUGCUGGGUAAGCUGAAGUGGAACCUGGCUGCAGUCACCCCUCACGACUUCAUCGAGCACAUCCUGCGCAAGCUGCCCCAGCAAAAGGAGAAGCUGUCCCUGAUCCGCAAGCACGCGCAGACCUUUAUCGCUCUGUGUGCCACCGACUUCAAGUUUGCCAUGUACCCGCCGUCGAUGAUCGCAACUGGAAGUGUGGGAGCAGCCAUCUGCGGGCUUCAGCAGGAUGAAGAAGUAAGCACACUCACGUGCGAUGCCUUGACCGAGCUGCUGGCCAAGAUCACCCACACUGAUGUGGAUUGUCUCAAAGCGUGCCAGGAGCAAAUUGAGGCUGUGCUGCUCAACAGCCUGCAGCAGUUCCGUCAAGAGCAGCAUAACGGAUCCAAGUCUGUGGAAGAUCUGGACCAAGCCACCACCCCUACAGACGUGAGGGAUGUUGACCUGUGAGGAUGCCGUUUCCGGCCGGCACGAGAGAGGCGUGUUCGUCAUCCGCUCGCUCCUUCUCUCUCUAGUUACAUUUUGUUCUUUGUGUUUUAGGAUGAAACUUCAAAAAACAAACAAAACAAACAAAAAAAAUCUGUCCCCACCUAGAUCAUAUUUAAAGAUCUUUUAGAAGUGAGAGGGAAAGGCCCUAUGAUUGAAACGCAUGUGGUGCCUGUUCAAAGUACAACAUAAGGGAAUCCCUUGUAUAUGCGAACGGUUACUGUCUGAUGAUGUCAAAGUCAUAGUGAGAGGCUCACAGGAGAACCUGCAGACUAGCUAGAGAAUAUGUAUACCUGCAAUGUGGGAACAAAUUAGAGGAGACUGUCUUUUGUGCUUGUGAACUAGAGCAUAUGCCCCUUUUAGUAGACUUGCAAGGAACUGUGGGUGCCAGCAUGGCCUGAGUAGUUUGCAAAGCAGUGAACCCAAGAAGGAAUCAGAAACAAGGGACACGCUGGGGAGGUUGCCCAGAACCACCUGUCCACAGGACUGAACCAUUUUGGAUGUAAGAAGCGCCUUGAUGCCUCACCACUUAUUACCAAGACUGAGUGUGGUGAGGCCUCUACGUUACGUACGUACUCUUGCUGACUGCAGUAGCUGCUACCUAAGGGAAUUGUCUUUUGCCAGUUUGGACACAGGUGAUCGGCCCCUAAGUCUCAUGUUUGGUGAGUUUGUGCUUCUUCUUCCAAACAUGGUUCACUGUAGAUGUAUCUUGCUGUUAUCUGAUGGAGGGAAUUAGCUAUGGGCUAUGACCAAAGCUCAUCUAAAUGGGCACAGAUGGAGGCCACAAAUGGAACCUGAAACAGAACUUCCCCAUGUAACGAAAGAGGGCGUGGUGAUUGUUUAUCCCUUAUAAGGAAAAAAAAAAAAAAACAAACCCUUAACUUUUGGUGCUGAUUGGCAUGCCUGGUCUACAGUUUAACGUCGUUAUAAACCAUUCCAUUAGAAAAGCACUUUGAAAAAUUGUUCCUGGGGACAGGGGUAGAUGGGAUGGUUUAUACAAAUCAUGUUGAAUACUCCUUCCUUUGCCCCUCCCCUUCCUGUUCCCUUCUGGUUGCUAUUCAUUUCUGGCAUCUAAUGUUCCGGUACCUAGCUCUGGUGUCCAUAUCAGGAGUGAGAGAGCCCUCUGCUGACAUUCCCAUCCCAUCAUUCCUCGGAAAAGCUUAUAAACAAAGGUCUAAAACCAUUCUGAUGAUAUGAAAGGAUUGAAUCCCCAUCUAUAUUUUUCUCCUUUGGACAUGGAAAAAAAAGUUACUUCUGGUGCAGAGACGGAUGGUUGAACAUCAGGGUGUGGCAUUUUGUUCCUUUUUCCGUUUUGUUUGUUUGUUGUUUGUUAAUUUUAGUGCAAAGUUGUAUUCAUCGUACUUGAAUAUUUCCUCUCCCACUUCUUUGAGACAGUCAGUAAACAGAAGUUGGAGCCACAGUUGUUGGGUUUUUUUGGCUUUUUUUUUUUGUUUGCACAAUUAUAAUUGACAGGUAAUGAAGCUAUUUGUUAAAAUAUUUGCCUUUUUUUUUUUUUAAAGAGAAAAGAUCAGAAAGGGCUGCUUUGAAGAAUUAUAUCAUAUACAGGUUCUGCCUUGUUUCACAGUAUAAGGAUUGAAGAUGGAGAAACAUCUAAGGGUCUCUUAUCUUUCAUUUUCUUUUGUUCUGUUUAUUAUUAUUUUUCGCUGCUAAGAAGCUAAGAUCAUCCAUCCCUAUUCACAUUAACAGUAUCUAGCUGUAAUGUUUCACGGUGUGCUGCUAUUUUAGAAACAUUGUUAUAAUAUAUUAUUUUACUGCUUAAAUUUCAAGUCCGGAAGUAGAUGGUUAAGAUAUGAGUUCUUUGUACUGGAAAAGCUUUUCCUCCAUUCGUUUUCUUCUGGUAGCGUAUUGAUGGGUUGUAUUUCAUUUUGUUUUGUGCCUUUUCUCUCAUGGUUCUUCAUUUCCAGGUUUGGUUUUGUUUUGUUUCGUUUCCUCUGAUCACAUUCUUCAAAGAGAGUAUUCUUUACCUCAGGUUUACUGGACAAAAAUCAAUAAUGAUAACAAUGUUCAUUUUUGUUUUCAUAAUACCUCACAGCUAUACAGUUUCUGUUUGGAAGGCCGCUAGCAUGAGGCACAGGGCAAGCAGAAGAUGGGUGCUGGGCAUCCUCCUAGGUAGAAAGCAGGAGAGAUCUGACCUCACGGUCUCAGGCCCUGGGGUCUUUUCUGUCUCGAAGGUCACCAGGCUCCCCUUUGACUCAGGCACCCUCCUCGUGAGAAAAGAGCACCCUGAAGGGCUCCUCCUUGACACAAGGCAGACACUCAGCAACACAGUGGACUAGGUCAGCCUGAUUGGCAUGCCAGCACCAGAAUCAGCAGUCAAGAAUUCUGGCAGGCAGUUAGGAGACCCUCCCCAACCUUGUAGCCCAUUCAGAAACGGGGCUUUUUUUUUUUUCCUGCAUGGGGUCCCUUCAUCAUGAACCUGGACCAGUUUCCCUCUCCCAGCUUAGGAUGGGGUCUUCCUAGGACUGAGUCUAUGGGUACUGAAUGUGCAGCCCCCAUUUGCGGUAUUCCCCUUUCUCCCUCCUGUCCUCGACAGGGCUGGCAAGUGCUGUGCAGGGCCAGGGUGUCUGUGUGCGGUGCUGAGUGGCUUCAGGUUUUGGAUCCUAUUGAGUGGACGAGAUAGGAAGCACAGUUUGAAUGAGUCUGGGAUGCAAGUUGAAUGGAAGGGAGAGGCCGUUUCUAUGGUCUCAAGUGUGCUUAGGAGGGAUUGGGACUUGGUUGAGUUCGCAUGACCCUAAAAUUCUAGGGAGUUGGUGGUGGAACCGUGGGUGAUGAAUUGGGAUGUUUGAUAGGGGGAAACGGAGCAGCCUGCGGCUAGCCAGUGUUUAUCCAGAGCAUGCAGUGCACACUCCUGGUCUUUAAGGGGUCCCGCAGAGCCUGAUAGAUAGUCCCUUGAGUUCUUGGAGUGCCCGAUGAGUGACCUUUGAGCUUAACGGAAACAUUGAAUGAAGGAAGCUGACACACAAGGGGAGAAGCAGCUUAUAGUCUGCCCCUCCAUUCUUAUCUGGAACCUAGAAGACACUUCCUGUUGGCCAUCCGUGGAGUCUGAUGUAAAGAAUGGUAGAGAGUGGCUCUUCUGUCUGUUCCUUGCUUACAGAAAGGGGCCUGGAUUCCUUGGUGACCAAUACCCUCUGCUUAGAUCUAGGUCUCCUUGGCAGUAUUUUAGUCCCAGAGGGGUAUAAUUGUCCCCAUGCAUUUCAGCUUGCUCCCCCACUCCCUUCAUAUUCUUCAAAAGGGAUUGCAGAUUCUGGUCUUUUUCUGCCUUGUUAAUGAUCUCUUCUUUGUUUUCUUCUUUGUCAUUGUUGUUUGUUUGGUUUGUUUGUUUUUUUUUUUCUUUUCCUUCAUCAGUGGGGGCUAAGUUGUUCCCCCAGCCUGCCAAAUUUUGAUCCUUCCCCGUUUUGACCAAAUCCUAGGGAGAAGAAACCCUAGUAUGCCAAAAAUAAUAUACGUAAGCAUAAGGAGAUUCACAGUGGUUCCUAAUAGCCAGGCAGCCUGUGAGUGGGGAGCUCCUUCUAGAAGGGACAGCUUUUAGAGGCUGCUUUGGUUUGAACUGUCCCCCAGGACACCAGGGAAGAGCAGGGCAUGUCUUGUAGGCAGCUAGCCUUAAGUUAUGUGCCUACCACGACGGACUCCUCUAGUAGCCAGGCUGGGGAUACCUGUAGCACCCCUGGAUCCCAUCUUGUUGCUAGCAGGGUCUAGCUCUCUUUGUGAACCCACCACACUGUGCCUUGAAAGCUGUAGCGCCAACAGGCUAAGAUGGGAUAGCUUUCACAAAGAGGGCUUGUCUCCACAGAGUAUGGGGUCUGGGCUGGGAGGACCACACUUGUACCUUAUUUACCGUACAUACUGAUUUUCUUGUUCGGGAGGGGGUCCUGGUGGUGCGGGAACCAGAGGUAGCAAUAAGAAGUCUAAGCAAGCCGGCUGACUCCUAAGCCCAAAGGAUUCCCCUUUGCUGACCUUAGACAGUCCGACCUUGGAAAUAGCUUUAAAAGGGAAACUAAUACUGAGAUAGUGAAGUCCCCUUAAGCCAACUAGCCCUCCACAGGCACACACUGCACACAGGCUUGUAUCAGUGCAGCCGCUUGGGGGAUGUUAACAGCUGCAGCUCUUUCAUCCAUGUGUACAAAAUAGGGUAGGAAGCCCCAGGGGGUGUUAUACUUCCUUACCCCAUGUGGCUUUUGAGGAUUCUAGAUUCCAGACUGCAUACAAGAGUCGCUUGAGUCAGGACAUGUGACACUCUGCUUUCCAAACUGGCUGGGCUAUGAGCCCCAUUCCCGGUUCUAGUAAAGCCAUCAACACAUACACGCACUUGAUGGAGCUGCAGAUCUGUUCCUUUGCCUGCAGCACACUUGUGGGGAAAAAGUGCCUUACUGACUGUAGCCGUUACAGUAGCCACUCGAUUUCGACAGGUGCCUAUGUUUGACAAGAAAAAAAAAAAAAAGAAAAAAAAAAACGUUUAAAAAAUCUCUUAAUUUUUAUUGGCUGUCAUUCUCGUGCUGAUCAUCUUGUAUGUCCCCAGCAAGUCACCGGGCCAUUGAACUGUCUCCAUUAUGUUUGUUAUCCUUCUGCCAUGUACCUCAGAUCUGUCAGUUAUGAUCUCUUGUCUUGGAUUAUUUUUUUCUUUCUUUCUUUCUUUCUUUUUUUUUUUUUUAAUUUGCUUUAAGAGUGCGAUGCCAUAUCAAAUCAAUGUUAUUCUCUCACAGUGUACUCUAUAACAGGUGUGGGUGGGUUUUAUGGUUGGGAUGCUAGAUAAUGCUGAAGUAGCAUGAUCAGUGUGAACAAGAAAAAAAAAGGUCUUUAGGAAAUCUGGGGGGGAAGCGCAUUGUAUUGACUACAAUGGUGAUUUGACGUAGCUGUUAAGUUUUAAGUGAUCUUUAAAAGGCAUAACUUGUUCUUCUGACUAGUUUGAAGUCGGAUUUGAAGAUGGAGUUGAAAGUGAUUUUGAAUGCAAUUAGGUUAUGUUAUUUGAGCAAUAAACUCAACCUUGACCUACAA